AAAAUAAGAGGGUUGGAGAGCAUGAAAAAAGAAAAUGGCGAACAGUGUCAACAAGAUGUCGUUAACGAGUUUAUUACCUCUCCCCAGUCAGGUUGUCUGGGACAGAGAGGACGAAGCUAGAGAGCAGAAGCUCCGUCAGAGACCUGUGUCGGCAUUGGUAAAAGCUGUUGUCACCGCACCUCCUUAUGGACAACGCAAAGGAUGGGUUCCUCGAAAUCCAGAGGAUUUUGGAGAUGGCGGAGCAUUUCCCGAGAUUCAUGUUGCCCAAUAUCCCCUCAAUAUGGGUUUCAAGGGUAAAGAAUCAACGAGUAACGCGCUCGCGAUACAACUUGAUGCUCAAGGCAAGGUGAAGUACGACUUGAUUGCCAGACAAGGACAUUCUAAGGACAAGAUAGUAUAUAGCAAGUUAAGUGAUUUACUACCAGCUGAAAUUACAAACGAAAAUGAUCCCAGUCUUCAAAGACCAGAUGCGGAAGAAAUUGCAGAAGUUACUGAAAAAACUCGCAGAGCUUUGGAAAAAAUUACACAGUCGAAAAUUGCAGCAGCAAUGCCAGUGCGGUGUGCUGAAAAACAGGCACCAGCUCAAUAUAUUCGUUAUACGCCAUCCCAACAAGGGCAAUCUUUCAAUUCAGGGGCCAAACAGCGAGUCAUAAGGAUGGUUGAGGCACAAGUCGACCCGAUGGAGCCUCCAAAAUUCAGAAUUAAUAAGAAAAUUCCGCGAGGACCACCUUCGCCACCAGCUCCUGUGAUGCACUCACCAACCCGCAAGGUUACCGUGAAAGAACAGAAAGAAUGGAAGAUUCCUCCUUGCAUAAGUAACUGGAAGAACGCAAAGGGUUACACUAUACCGUUGGACAAGCGUUUGGCAGCGGAUGGGCGAGGUCAUCAGAUAGUUCACGUAAAUGAAAACUUCGCAAAACUUUCAGAAGCGCUUUACAUCGCUGAUCGUAAAGCUCGUGAGGCCGUUGAAAUGCGAGCACAAUUGGAGAAGAAAUUGGCGCAGAAGGAGAAAGAGAAAAAGGAGGAUCACUUGAGGCAAUUGGCUCAAAAAGCCAGAGAGGAACGCGCUGGGUUAAAAUCCGCUGCUGCUCUUGACAAAGCCGAGGAAACUCGUGAGCGUGAUCAGCUCCGUCAAGAAAGACACAAGGAUCGUGCUCGUGAGCGGAACUUGGCUCGCGCUGCACCGGACAAACGUUCGCGCUUGCAACGCGAGAGAGAACGCGACAUAAGUGAACAAAUAGCGCUUGGUUUACCGGCGAAGAGCAUUGCCAAUUCCGGCGAGGCGCAGUUCGAUCAGCGAUUGUUCAACACGACCAAAGGCAUGGAUAGCGGUUAUGGACAUGAUGACGAGUACAACGUUUAUGACAAGCCUUGGAGGGACAGCAAUUCGAUCGGUUCGCACAUUUAUCGACCUGGUAAAAAUAUCGAUAAGGACAAUUAUGGCGAUGAUCUCGAGAAGCUCGUUAAUACGAAUAGGUUUGUUCCCGACAAGGAAUUCAGCGGUACAGAUCGUACAGCUACACGUUCAGGUCCUGUACAGUUUGAGAAAGACGAAGAAGAUCCUUUCGGUCUGGAUCAGUUCUUGAAACAGGCUAAGCGCGCAAGUAGCUCUACCGCAACAGCCAAACGCAAAGAAGACCGAGAACCACGAAGGGACGAUCGUGACAAGCGCCGAAAACAUUAGGAUUACUCGAGCAUUUGUUACGUUUAUCAAAUUAUUUGUGGUUUCAAAAACGAGUAAAGAAAAGUGAAAAUCAAACUGAAGAAACAAGUUUCGACAUCCCUCAUUUGUCAUAUCAGUUCAAAUGAGCAGAACUUUUUAAUGUAUGUUCAAUUAGGUUUUUUUAGCGGAAUGAAUGCUUUGCUAACUUUAGCAAUUUCAACAUUUGGGCCGAGUCAGCCAAGAUCAAUUGUCCUGUAAACAUUGUAUAACACAAACAGCGACUCGGUUGAAUUACAUUUGUUACAUUCAACAUUAUAGUCCAUUUUUCGAAAAUCAUUAUACAGGAAUAUUAGAAUUAGCGACAUAUUCUACGAGCGAUCACGCGAGUUUUUAUCUGUAUUUUCUUUACAUGUGGAGUUCAUUCUAUGCUGUACUGAUGUAAAUAACAAUUCGUAUAAUGUCA
Messenger RNA from Venturia canescens, 2126 nucleotides. RefSeq names its product Puff-specific protein Bx42 (gene Bx42). The coding region runs from base 35 to 1684 and encodes 549 amino acids. The record is from RefSeq and is a predicted model, not a curated record. Gene Ontology annotation, biological process: mRNA splicing, via spliceosome. NCBI's taxonomy places the organism in Eukaryota, Metazoa, Arthropoda, Insecta, Hymenoptera, Ichneumonidae. The transcript is spliced from 8 exons. Gene Ontology annotation, cellular component: spliceosomal complex.